AUGGCUGCAGCGUCACUCUCAACACACACCGUCUUCAUCAAAUUCGUGAACCUGUCCAGAGAGAAGAACCUGCCUGUCUGCCGCAGAGCCGAGAAUCUCUGCCAAGUGUCCAGUGAGAUGUCUGAACGCGAGUGGGUGACCGAUCCCGACGAGUACGUCUGCAACCUCUCAGAGGAGUUGCAGAAUAUCGCCAGGGAGGAGCUGCGUGAAGACGAAAACUCCCGUCAGACGGCGCUGGCCUCCCUUAGGGACUGGAUCGUGCAGAAUCCCAGGAUCAAGACAUGUCGAAUGGAUUCCCGUUUCUUGCUACGCUUCCUCCGUUUCAAAAAGUACAGCGUAACCCAGGCUCAGGAGGCGCUGGAAAGAUACCUGUUGCUCCGCCAAACGUUCGGCGUAGCCUUCAAUUGUUUGGACAUCACGAUACCCAUGAUGGAGGAGCUCACCAACUUGGGCUACCUGUUCGCAUGCCCAAAAAGAGACAGCAAAGGAAGAAGGGUGAUUGUCGCAAGACCAGGCGUCUUUGAUCUGGACAAAUUUACCAACGGUGACAUGUGUCGUAUCCACGGAAUCGUAUACGAAAGCCUAAUGGAGGACGAGGAAAAUCAAAUCAGAGGUUUCGUACAUUUUGCCGAUGGUCAAGGAGUCGGUUUCUCAUAUCUCACACUCUUCACAAUCAAGGAAGCGGUGAGGAUCGUCAAAAACGGAGAAAAAACUUUACCAAUGAGACACAAGGAGGUACACGCAAUCAACGCACACCCUUCAAUGAAGUUCGCACUGGAUUUUGGCAUGUCUUUAAUAUCCGAAAAAAUUAAGAAAAGAGUGAGGCUAUACACCAACAUGCAAGAGGCUAUCGAUAGUGGACAUUUGGAAGUUGAUAUCUUGCCAAAGGAAUACGGCGGUCAAAUGCCAAUGAGCGAAAUGAUAGGGCUUUGGAAGGAAGAAUUGAAAAAAACGCACCCCACCCUUAUGUCGCACGAUAAAAUGGAGGUCGACGAAAAUUUGUUCAGCGCCAAGGCAAAAGAGGGGGCUGUUUCCGCGCUCAAGGGGGGCAUGGGGGUCUCAUGUGGAUCAGAACGCGAUUCUCUAUGCGGUAUAACAGGAAAUUUCAGAAAAUUAGAAGUCGACUAAAAACUAAAUUUGUAGUCUCAUCACUUGUACUCAUUUAUGCAUGUUAGUUGUAGGUCUCACAUUUUUAUCAUCUA
Molecule: messenger RNA, 1202 nt
Organism: Brassicogethes aeneus
Lineage: Eukaryota; Metazoa; Arthropoda; Insecta; Coleoptera; Nitidulidae
Source: the annotation of a GenBank genome assembly